GUACUGUCAAUCAGUGGAUGUGCUAUGUGCGCUCCAGACAGAUAUGAAGGCAUAGUCCCUAUCCUGAGAAGCUGGCACUGAACACAGAGACAGAAGAACACAGAGAGGGGGAGAAGAAAUAGAGAGAGAGGCUGCUCCAGUGGCACAGGAACGGCUGAGGUCCAAGUUCAACUGCACAGUUAGUGAAGUUACUGUCAUGAACCUGCAGCCUGAAAAAAACCCUAUCCUAAUCUUGCCAGAUGGAAAGAAGAGGAGUGAGCCUAGAGCCCCUAGUUUUCAUCCUCCUCCUCCCAGCACUGUAGAAAUUAAGUCAAGCAAAGGGGAGACAAAGCUCUGGGCUGAGAAGCUAACAAAAGAGGGGUCUACUUCUCCAAGCCUACUUCAUGCAGGUGAUGCAAGCAGCCUGGAGAACCUACCCCUGAAAAGGCCGGUGAAGUUGGCUCCCCUGGAGAUCCCCCUGGAAGUUAAAGAAGCCCAGCUCCAGAAGAUUAUGAGCAUCCAGGCAGAAGCUCAGCUGGCUGCUCAGAAGCUGGCCAGCGUCGGUUCCAUCAACAGUGAGCCUCAUGUGAAAAGGGUCAAAAAUCUAGCCCAGAUGGAACUGGAGAACCUGCAUAAGAUAAAGCUGAGUGAGAAGGCAACUCUAGAAUACAGGAAUGAGCCCCUUUCAUCUAAAGGCACCAAGGCCUUGUGUGAAGUCCAAAUUAUCUUGUCCACAGAGGCAAGCUCCCAGCUGGAUAAAAAAUCAGCCAUCAAAGAUGCCCCAGUGACAUUCUGUACGUCAUUAAUCCCCAAAGCCAAGUGCAACAGCCUCCAAGCACCUGGACUGCAUGAGGACACAAAAGUUCCUGAUGGCCACAGCCCUAACCCCGACACUGCCCGGCGCCGCUUUAGACUGAGGCAGAUGAAAGAGCAACAGGAAGAGCUCAGCAAAGCCAAGCCCUUAAAGGCCACGAGACUGAGCACAGAGGAGGUGAAGCAGCAAACUGCAUGUCAACGAACGCAAAAAACCCUCAGCGAUGCAAGCAAGCUCCUCGAGAACAUGGCCAAAAAGCACCGGGGGCGGGGCGCUGGCCAAGACGAGGCAGACGAAGUCCUCAUUGUGAGGAGACCGUCUACACGAAGGAUGGCAUUAGGGGACAUCAUUCAGGUGGAAGAAGAUUGAACGUGCUGCCCAACUUCCUCCCUGAUGCUGCUCCAUAUUAAGUCCAAAUCUGCAAAGCACCAGAACAUUAGACACAGGCACACCUGCCCAAUUAAUGACAUUAGAGCUGGAUCUUUCAAUAGUCCACCUGCCAAGCUGCUAAUGCUACCAUCUUAUAAAGCAACAA
Molecule: messenger RNA, 1328 nt
Organism: Mauremys mutica (yellowpond turtle)
Lineage: Eukaryota; Metazoa; Chordata; Testudines; Geoemydidae
Exons: 2
Coding region: 197-1162 (321 amino acids)
Source: RefSeq, a predicted model, not a curated record